CACUGACGUGACGAACAUUUUCCGACACGCCCGUUCGCAGUAAGGUAGCAAGAAGAUGGAAGCGAGGAUUGUGCUGCAAAGUGACUGGUCAGAGGUAUUAAGAGAGAACGAAGGAGAAGUGUGGGUCUGCUGCAAAAUAACAGGAAAACCAACCGUAUACGGCACCCUGAAAUGUCAAGGCGUCAGUUACGACGGAAUACCCGAAGUCACCGCAUCUGAAGAGUUUGAAGUGCUUGAAGUUUCUAAGAAAAGUAUCCAUGUAACCUGUCCAGCUGGGAACACAUCAUCAAAGUUCCUUGCACCACACACAACGUUUGCUGGAAUUCAUGACAAGAGUGUAACAUGCUUGGACAUCUCGUGUGGUGGAGGUCUUGGUGUGUCCACCAGCACAGACAGCACAAUGAAGAUAUGGAACUGCACAAAUGGCGACAGAAGGAGGGAUCUGAUUGGUCACGUGUACGAAGUGAACUGCUGCCGGUUUUUCCCCUCUGGCAUGGUGGUUCUUAGCGGCGGUAUGGACGCCCAAGUCAAAAUCUGGUCCUGUGAGGACGGGACCUGUCCUGUGACAUUUAAAGGACACAAAGGAGGUAUUCUUGAUACUGCCAUUGUGGACCGUGGGCGGAAUGUAAUAUCUUGCUCGCGGGACGGCACUGCCCGCCUGUGGGAUUGUGGGAAAUCGGCAUGCCUGGCAGUGGUGGCUGACUGUGGUGCUCCUGUCAAUGGCUGCAGUGUUGGAACCGCUGACAACAGUAUAAACCUGGGGACACCAGAGCAGCCCACCAGUGAUCGAGAAAUAGGAACACAGGACAAACUGCUGCUCCUGGCUCGAGAAGAUAACAAAUUACAAGGUGUGGGUCUUCAAAGCAGACAGCCUGUAUUCACGUUUGAUGGAGCAGAUGCCUUCAACUGCUGUACGUUCCUCUCUUGCGUGUCCUUAGUUGCGGGAACACAGGAUGGGAAGAUCUACAAAUUAGAUGCAAGAUGUUUAAGAUCCCCUGUGCAGGUAAUUCAUAGAUCUGGAGCUCCUGUCCAUUCCUUAGUGCCAUUCAGAGAAGGAUUUAUAGUUACCCAAGGUGACGGAAGCUGUUUUAUGAUUCAGCAGGACCUUGAUCAUGCCAUUGAGUUAACAGGACCUGAAGCAGAUCCAGUCUACAAGGCAACUUCAUGGGGAAAAAGUGUCUUCACAUGCUGCAGAGAUGGACUUGUGAGGAAGUACCAGCUCUCUAAUCUGUGAUUGCUCUUCCAUCAGAAGGGGGUUGGCCAACCUUGGCUCUGGAAGGCCACAGUGUAGCAGGCCGCGUGGGUGACCUUUGGAUCACUUCUUCCUCAGCUCUAUUUUGUUUCAAAAGGACUGAGUUUUGAGCACUUAAGCAGCUGGUGUGUGUGUUGACAUAAUGUAGUGGUUAUCCAAAGUGGAACUCCCUUUAUCGCUCAAGGGAACACAAUCUGCCACUCAUGGUUUAAUUAAACAAAUUAAUUGACUUAAUUGACUCGUUUGUUCCACGUCUUUACAAAUGGAAUGAUCUGAAGGUGACCUUAUAAAAGCAGUUAGAUUGUGGCUUGUCCAGGACCAGGGCAGGCUACCCCAGCUCUAGAAGAAAUAGACCAAGGACAAACAUGGUUGAAUGUGUAACGAACAUCCCUGAGACUGGGCUUACAGUAUUGCUAAAUUUUCAUUUAGGAGUGGCUUGUUUAGUAGGGGGUUGAAACAAUGCUCAGUUUUAUAAGAUGAAAUGCUAGGUAUUUCCUGCUGUUGUUAAGGGUAGUAAUUCACGUUGCUGCACCUGUUGUAAUGAAAAAAUAUGUAAAUAAAAUACCUAUCCUCAGAAAAA
Messenger RNA from Lepisosteus oculatus (spotted gar), 1832 nucleotides. Its product is annotated as proteasomal ATPase-associated factor 1. NCBI's taxonomy places the organism in Eukaryota, Metazoa, Chordata, Actinopteri, Semionotiformes, Lepisosteidae. The record is from RefSeq and is a predicted model, not a curated record. Gene Ontology annotation, molecular function: protein binding.